Molecule: messenger RNA, 557 nt
Organism: Anolis sagrei ordinatus
Lineage: Eukaryota; Metazoa; Chordata; Lepidosauria; Squamata; Anolidae
Gene: CXH12orf76
Product: chromosome X C12orf76 homolog
Source: RefSeq, a predicted model, not a curated record
ACGUCACGAGAGCGUUCCUUCGCUCAGAAGGCCUGGCCUGUUUUGUGGCGACUCACGCAUGCGCAGGAGCCCAGCGGAGAGCGACUAUGCUUCCUUUCGGGUACCUUCUCUUUUCCGGGGCGGGAGCUGCGGAAGCAGACCCGCCCGCCCGCCCUUUCGCCGUCCUCAAGCAGCAGGACCUCGUUCUUUUGGGGAGUGUUUUCAGCCUUCUCCUCCUGGCUAUUCUGUUAUUAUCAAUCUGCGUUUAUAAACCCAUUCGACGUCGAUGAAAGAAGAUAAAUGUACAUUAUAUUUCUGAAUUUUAAAAUGGAAUAACUUUUUCAAUAAAGGCCCUGCAUCAAGAUCUUGCCAAUUGAAGAAUAAAAAUCAUGAAAAUAUUCAAAUCUAAAAUGAAGAAAUUCCUGCUGGAAAAGCGAUUAUUUAUAUUAUUAAAAUUUAUAUUUAUUAUUCUGUUUUUAUUUUUUUAAUUAUUUAUUAUUAUUAACUUGUUUAUAUGUAACACCAAAUAAGGAUUAUUAUUAUUUUGCAUUAAUUUAUUUAAAAUGUCGUAUGUUGUU